AUGGGAUGGUGUCGCCUAUGGAUAUAUAAUUACGGACUCUUGGUAAAACCGCUGUAUGAAUUAUUAAAAUCUGAUAAAAAACUCCUUAUCUGGAAUGAGGAAGCAGAAAAAGCAUUCCAACAGCUAAAGAAAAAGCUGAUGGAUGCCGCUGCUUUGGGAUUGCCAGAUACUACUAAGCCCUUCUGGCUGUUCUCUCAUGAAAAGCAGGGAAUAGCCCUAGGAAUCCUAACCCAAAAUCUGGGACCGUAUCAGAGGGCGGUAGCAUACUUCUCUAAACAACUUGAUGAAGUAAACAAGGGUUGGGCUAGCUACCUGAGGGCAGUAGCAGCAGUAGUGCUGAACAUUCAAGAAGCACGUAAAUUUACACUAGGCCAAAAGAUUACAGUACUGGUAUCUCAUACUGUAUCAGCAGUAUUGGAGGUGAAGGGAGGGCACUGGCUCUCACCACAAAGAUUUCUUAGAUACCAAGCUAUCCUAGUGGAACAGGAUGAUGUGGAAAUAGUGGUUACUAACAUUGUCAAUCCAGCAUCUUUCCUCAGCGGGGCUACAGGGGAACCAGUAUCGCAUGACUGCUUGGAAAUGAUUGAAGCGGUAUAUUCCAGCCGACCUGAUCUGAAAGAGGAGCCACUGGAAGACGCUGAAGAUUCCUGGUACACUGACAGAAGCAGCUUCGUUCGACAACGAGUCCGCAAAGCAGGAUACGCAGUAACCACUACAGAUCAGGUAAUUGAGUCCAAAGCCCUUGCCCCAAACACCUCAGCUCAAAAGGCAGAAAUAAUAGCCUUAACUCGAGCAUUAGAACUAGCUAAAGGCAAGAAAAUUAAUAUCUGGAUGGACUCAAAAUACGCCUUUGGGGUAGUCCAUGCUCAUGGAGCUGUGUGGAAGGAAAGAGGACUUUUGUCUACCCAAGGAAAACACAUAAAACAUGCUGAAGAAAUUCUUAAGCUCCUGGAAGCAGUGCAGCUACCCGAGAAAGUGGCUAUUAUGCAUUGCAAAGCUCAUCAGAAAGGAGACACCGCUCAGGAAAUGGGCAACACCACGGCGGACCGCGAGGCUACACGAGUAGCUGAAAAGAGUGAAUUGGGAGUACAGUCUUUAGUCCCAGACGGUAAAAUACAAAUUGAUUGUGACCCAAGUAUUCUAAAGAAGAUCAAAAAUUAA
Opisthocomus hoazin is the source of this 1161-nucleotide messenger RNA. The record is from RefSeq and is a predicted model, not a curated record. Lineage: Eukaryota; Metazoa; Chordata; Aves; Opisthocomiformes; Opisthocomidae.